AUGCUCGAUGGCUAUAAACUAUCUUAAUGUCCUUCUCCCACAAUAGCGCUCACCCGUGUAAACUAAAUGGAGGUUUCUCGCCAAGAAGCUUUCUCUAAGCUCAAACCACCAUGCGUGGAACUCAGCUCAGUGGGCUUGCGAUUCCGUGGGCAUCAAGCCACCUCAAACGAUGUCUUUCGAGCCCUCAAUCCAAUGUACAAUGUACUGGACGAGCUAGCCCGUAGAGAUGCGCUGGACGAGAAGUUAGCGGAAUAUGCAUUCUUCCCUCUAUGCCAUAUCUUCAAUGAAACCCAACGAACCCCUGUCAACUCUUUGGAACUUUCCGUCAAGUGCUUGCGGAUUCUUGUUGAAAAAGGAUGGCGAAGGCGCUUGUCCCCUCAGAUGGGCAAACAGCUCAUUAUUCUGCUCACCUUGAUCGUGGGCGGGACACCGAAUAAGUCAGGUGGGACGCAAACUAAACAGGUUCGGUCACCCGAGCUCUCUAUCGCGGGAUUCGAAUGUCUUCUAGCCAUAUUCAAUGUCCUGGAUGGCCCCGUGGCCAAACAGACCGUUUAUCAUGAAAUCGGCACCGCGACUGUCGUUGAUCAGAUGGUCUAUCUUAUGCUCGAAGGCGUUGUGGAUGAAGGAUCAGAUGAACUCUGCAUAUCUGCGGCAAAGGCGCUCCAGGCACUCUUUCAGCGCAUUACAGACCGGGUAGUGUUAGCCAGUAUCAUGCCGCGCACAGUGUCGACUUUGACCAGGAUUAUAAAACCGACGACCCAGGUCCGGCGAUCCUUUAAACUUCUGUCGAUCUGUCUACAGAUUUUUAAGUAUCUGAUCAAGACCGUGCUGAACGAUCAGGUGGCUGGGAUCCCUGAGAAGUCAGCUUCAUCCCAGAAGGAAGAUGAUCAACUCAUCCUCGACGGGUCUUGGCUGAAAGCUACAGCCACACAAAUAAAACUUGCACUUGCGAACGCUAUCCAGAUAAGGCGACAUGACCGACCCGAGGUCCAGGCAGCGCUCCUGGAACUUUGUUUAAUGGUGGUAGAAGAUUGCCAGAACACACUACAAGAGGCACUGCCCAUCAUCAUCGAGACCGUCGUUGUGUUGUCGGAUGUGGAUGAAAAUCAAGUACCCAAUGAGGCAUUCCUUGCGCUUAAGCACCAUGCAACUACCUAUCCAGUCGUCGUUGACACUUUGAAGAACUCUCUCCACACAUGGGCUACUGCCUUCCCAAGGACUAUGCAAAGCAACGACGAAACAGCAAAACAGUGGGCGGUCAAAAAGAUAUCAACUGCGUUCCAGGUGUUGUCACAGGUACAAUCCGAAUCCGAUAUCCUGGCAAGUAGCUUGGCAUCAGGAAUAUGCGACAGUGUUGCUGCCUCUGUGAACAAUACGACGAAUGCUCUCCAGCCUCUGGGUUCUGAUGUUGCAAACAGCCAAAGCCUGCAAGUAUUACAUCAAGGAGUUAAAUCAGUCUCAUUCCCUCCCGUCAUUCUGGAGCACAGGAGCCAGCAACAAACACUAAAUGACUUGCAUUCCAUGAUCGUUAAGCUUAAUACGUCUGAAUCGGGCCAUGGAAUUACACGUCUGAUCAUCAACCGAGUUCACCAGGAACACGGAAAUGCUCUCAUUGCACCUCUCUGGUUGGGAUUGACAUUCCUUAAGAGCAACACGCAACUUACGUCAGUAUUCGAUGAUUUUAUAUCGGCGGAUGAGCUGGAACCUUCAAGUCAACACAUAUCAAGGUCUGGCAUGAUUGAGGAAUUGUACUACGUUUCAUUGCCUAUACUAAACGACCCUUUGGCCUACGAGUCUAGGGACUGGCGAGUUCAGGCCCUUGCUCUGGAGGUUGUCGCCCUCCAGGCACAACAGCUCGGAGAGGCCUUCCGCCCAGAGCUGAUGGACGCACUAUACCCUGUUCUUCAAUUACUAGCAUCCAACAAUUCGAGUCUUCAGAAGCAUGCCAUGACAUGCCUUAAUAUUCUCACCGCAGCUUGCAAUUACGGAGACGCCAGCACAAUGAUCAUUGAAAAUGUCGACUAUCUCGUGAAUUCAGUGGCAUUGAAGCUCAAUACCUUUGAUGUGUCACCAUAUCCACCGCAGGUUCUAUUGAUGAUGGUAAAGAUGUCUGGGAUGCGGCUUAUUCCUUACUUAGAUGACCUGGUGGACUCAAUAUUUGGUAUAUUAGAUAUGUACCAUGGUUAUCCGAAGCUUGUUGAGAUGAUGUUCCGAACGCUGGCUGCUAUUGUCGAAGAAGGCACGAAAAGUCCAUCCUUCCUAGCGAUCGGUGAUGGAAAGCAGAACGGACAUAUUAACCACCGCAAGAAGCAGUACGAAAGGCUACAGAUCUCAGCUUUGGUAGAGGAGCUUGCGCAUCGCAAGGCAAAACGUGCAAAACUAAUCGAAGACCUUGGGGAUGCGGAUGAGAUGAUCCCACACCCGAAAAAGCCUUGGAAAAAAGAGCCCGAAAAGGUCGAACAGCAAGACACCGAUAUCAACUCCUUUGCCGAUAUACUUAAGGAAGAAGAAUCGGACGAACCGCUUCCUCCACCCCGCGAACCCGAAGACAGCGAUAAGCCCUUGAGUAAAUCGCACAAUCUUCUACUCCACAUCAUCAAAUCCGUCCCAUCCCAUCUAUCCUCUCCCUCGCCAUAUCUCCGCCGAUCUCUACUCUCUAUCCUUAUCGACGUCUUUCCAACCCUUGCCGCCCACGAGAACAGCUUCCUACCGCUCAUCAACGAUCUAUGGCCCCCAGUAGCCGCAAGAAUCAGCUUCCCAGCCUCAUUCAGCGAACCCUCCUCAUCAACAUCUCUCAUGACAAACCGCACCUCCGCAAUUGCAGACACCCGCCUCAAACAAGGCCCCGACGAAUUCGAUUUCCAAGAAGAGACCUUCGUCACCACAACAGCCUGCAAAGCCAUCGAAACCAUAUGCAAGACAGCCGGCGAUUUCAUGGCCUCACGGGUAGAAACUGAAUUCCCCCGCUGGGAGCGCCUCUAUACUCGCGCAUGGGACAAAGUCCGACAAGACGCAGAAAAAGCCCUCGAACGUCGAGCCCAGCAACAAGCCACCAGAUCCCCCGAAGAUAACGCAGAUACAUCACUCUCCAUCGCCUUCUCCCAAUCACUAUCCCUCACCACGACCGGAUCCCACGGCACCCGCGCCUUCACACCACACCACAUCCUUUGGCGCGCAAUGGUCCCCUUAUUCAUUACCCUCCUCACGCACGUCCGACUCCCCUUAUCCGUCGGUGACAGGAUCUGCGGGUUUCUCGCAGCCUGGAUAGCCCGAUACGCAGGACCGGAGUAUUAUUUCUCUCGACUGCAGAUGCAGACGGAGUCUAGCCAAGCAGCACUUCAAACUGGAGGAGCCUCUUCCCUAAACGUGGAGAUCGAAUCCGUCGAAAGUGUGAUUCAAGCUAUGGAGACGUGGAAUGCGGACUUGACGUGGUUUAUUUUCCGGGAGCAGAAAGAACAACUACUCAAGAUGUUGGUGAAAACCAGGAGAACGACGACUGCCGCUCCGAAGAUAUGUGAGGUGGACGAGGAUCCAUUGAGAUCGUGGUCGGUACCGGGAAGUUCAUUGAGGUUUGCGGCAUUGGCAUUUUGAACAUAGAUACUUCUUGGAGUGGGUGGCACAAACAUUCUGAUUACAUGUCAUCUUUGAGUUUCAAUAUAUCAGCUCGAUCUGCUGUUGGCUUCUAUACUUCACACAUUGCAGAGCACCGACAUAGAUUCACCGUCUGAAAGGCAAUAACCAGAUUAUGAUCGUAGUCUACACUUAAU
Messenger RNA from Aspergillus sclerotioniger CBS 115572, 3767 nucleotides. RefSeq lists its product as uncharacterized. Gene Ontology annotation, cellular component: cytoplasm. Lineage: Eukaryota; Fungi; Ascomycota; Eurotiomycetes; Eurotiales; Aspergillaceae. Gene Ontology annotation, biological process: chromatin remodeling. The coding region runs from base 67 to 3591 and encodes 1174 amino acids. The transcript is spliced from 2 exons. The record is from RefSeq and is a predicted model, not a curated record.